AUGUGUGAAACAAGAUCUCACCAGCCAGGACCACAUUUAGGGGAGGACCUGCAAGAAGAAGGGGCAGCUGAAUAUUACACAAUACAGACCCAGGGCUUCGAAGGGGCCUGGCGGCGGAGCAGGGCCGUGCCCGGCGGGGCGGGGGCGGCUCCUCCUGCCGGGAAGGUGCCGGGAAGGUGCCGGUGGCCGCCCCGCCGCCCGCCCCCCGCCGCCGCUCCGCCCCCGGGGCUGGCGGGGCUCGGGGCGGGCUCGCUCCCCGGCGGCAGGGGAGCGGGCGCGGGGCAACGCAACUUCGGCAAGAUGAAUGUGGAGAACCAGGAUGUGCUGCUGGAUCUGGAGGGGGAGGAGGAGGAGGAAGAGGAGGAAGAUGAUGAUAACGAUGAUGGGGAGAUCGUCUUGGAACUGAACCAGGUGAUUAUUCCCACUUAUGGAACUGUGCCAGACCAGCAAAACCUUCAUACUCCUGAAUGGGUGGAUUUUGAUGAUAAGCCUGACUCCUUGUUCUUCAAAGAUGGGCAGCGAAGAAUUGACUUUGUUUUGGUGUAUGAAGAUGAAAGUAAAAAAAUGACUCAUAAGAGGAGUGAUCGUAAAAAGCAAAAGAGGAAGAGACAAGUAUAUGAAUCAAACCUGAUAAACAAUGGCUUGCAACUAGAAGCAACGAGGUCGGUUUUGGAUGAGAAGCUUAUUUUUGUGAAAGUGCAUGCACCUUGGGAAGUGCUGUGCACGUACGCCGAGGUAAUGCACAUCAAAUUGCCCCUGCAACAGAAUGACAUGAAAACCCGAAAGUCAGCCUUCAACUGGUUCAGUAGACUCUUCAGGGUGGACGAAAAUAUCAUCAAACCUGAGCAAGAGUUUUUCACUGCCCCUUUUCAAAAGGAACAUUUGUCCAACUUCUACAUCCAAGACAAAGACACAUUUUUCAAUCCUGCAACUAGAAGCCGAAUUGUUCAUUUUAUCCUGUCCCGUGUGGAAUAUGCAACAAAAAAUAAUGUGAAAAAAUUUGGCAUUAACAAGUUACUGGACACUGGAAUCUACAAAGCAGCAUUUCCCCUUCAUGAUUCGAGUUUUAGGCACCUGUCGACUGAUCCCAGCUGCCCAAGCGAACGAUAUCUCCUCUACAGAGAAUGGGCUCAUCCUAAAAACAUUUUCAAACUGCAACCCCUGGAUUUCAUCAGGAAAUACUAUGGAGAGAAAAUUGGCAUCUACUUUGCUUGGCUGGGCUUUUACACAAAUAUGCUGACUGUGGCUGCAGUUGUAGGAGUUGGCUGUUUUCUGUAUGGAUGCCUGACAAAGGACAACUGCACAUGGAGCCAAGAAGUAUGUGACCCCAACAUAGGAGGUAAUAUCAUAAUGUGCCCUCAGUGUGAUCAGGCAUGUACCUACUGGAACCUCACCAUCACUUGUGAAUCAUCCAAGAAACUUUGUAUAUUUGAUAGCUAUGGAACACUGGUGUUUGCAGUAUUCAUGGGAAUAUGGGUUACCUUUUUUUUGGAGUUUUGGAAGCGACGGCAGGCUGAACUGGAGUACGAAUGGGACACAGUUGAGUACUUGGAGCAAGAAGAGCAAGUUCGCCCUGAAUACGAAGCUCGCUGCACUCACGUAGUGAUGAAUGAAAUCACACAGCAAGAAGAACAUGUGCCAUACACUGCAUGUGGGAAGUGCGUGCGGAUGACUUUCUGUACAAGUGCCAUCUUCUUCUGGAUCCUUUUGAUUAUUGCUUCAGUUGUUGGAAUCAUUGUCUACAGGCUCUCUGUUUUCCUGGUGUUCUCUGCGAAGCUGUCACAGCACAUCAGUGGAACGGAGGCGAUCCGCAAGUACCUGACUCCACAGACAGCCACAUCAAUAACCGCUUCCCUCAUCAGCUUUGUUGUCAUUAUGAUUCUCAACAUCAUCUAUGAAAAAGUGGCAAUCCUGAUCACUGACUUUGAACUUCCAAGGACACAGACUGACUAUGAAAACAGUCUGACCACAAAGAUGUUCUUGUUCCAGUUUGUCAACUACUAUUCUUCAUGCUUCUACAUAGCUUUCUUUAAGGGUAAAUUCGUAGGUCACCCUGGAAGUCCAGUUUAUUGGCUAGGAAAGUAUCGCAAUGAAGAGUGUGAUCCAGGUGGAUGUCUCCUCGAGCUCACAACCCAGCUUGCCAUCAUAGUGGGAGGGAAAGCUAUCUGGAACAACAUCCAAGAAGUGCUUGUUCCUUUGAUCAAGAAUCUAAUUGGACGAUAUUCUGCAGCUGCUAAAUCAGAAAAAGUUGUUCCACGUUGGGAACAUGACUACCACCUCCAACCCAUUGGAAAACUUGGACUAUUUUAUGAGUAUCUUGAAAUGGUUAUACAGUUUGGCUUUGUGACGCUCUUUGUGGCAUCAUUCCCCCUGGCUCCUCUUCUGGCCCUUAUGAACAACAUGCUGGAAAUCCGGCUGGAUGCGUGGAAACUGACAACGCAGUUCAGGCGCAUGGUUCCACAGAAGGCACAGGACAUUGGCGCCUGGCAGCCCAUCCUGCAGGGCAUAGCCAUUCUGGCCGUGGUCACCAAUGCUUUGAUCAUUGCUUUUACAUCUGACAUGAUUCCUCGUCUGGUUUAUUACUGGUCCUUUUCGGUCCCUCCUUACGGGAGUCACAGCACUCACACUAUGGAGGGGUAUAUAAACAGCACACUUUCUGUCUUCAAUAUAUCAGACUUCAAGAAUGCAAGCAAGCCUUCCUCCCCUUGGUUUGGGAACCAAACAACAUGCAGAUACCGGGAUCUCCGCUACCCUCCCGGUCACCAGCACCAGUAUGAGCACAACAUAUACUACUGGCAUGUCAUUGCAGCCAAGCUGGCUUUCAUCAUUGUCAUGGAGCAUGUCAUAUACUUUGUGAAGUUUAUUAUUUCAUAUGUAAUUCCGGAUGUAUCAGAGAAGACCAAGAGCAAAGUCAAACGAGAGAAGUACCUCACACAGAAACUAUUACAUGAGAAUGAUCUCAAAGGUGUGAAAAAAACGAUGGGCAAAAUAGCUGAGAAAAUCAUCAAAGGAGCAGACAGCACUUUCCGACCUAAAGAUGAAUAAGUACUUUUUCAUAUGGAAUAACAGUACUUGGACGACUGAUAUCUGUCCAGAUAUUGCCAAUAGCUAUCAAGCACUUUGG
Molecule: messenger RNA, 3124 nt
Organism: Onychostruthus taczanowskii (white-rumped snowfinch)
Lineage: Eukaryota; Metazoa; Chordata; Aves; Passeriformes; Passeridae
Gene: ANO6
Product: anoctamin 6
Exons: 21
Coding region: 1-3045 (1014 amino acids)
Biological process (GO): calcium activated phosphatidylcholine scrambling; calcium activated phosphatidylserine scrambling; chloride transmembrane transport
Cellular component (GO): plasma membrane
Molecular function (GO): protein dimerization activity; chloride channel activity
Source: RefSeq, a predicted model, not a curated record